This is a messenger RNA of Lolium rigidum, 1066 nucleotides long. Its product is annotated as homeobox-leucine zipper protein HOX21-like. Gene Ontology annotation, cellular component: nucleus. Bases 80 to 1066 code for a protein of 328 amino acids. The transcript is spliced from 3 exons. Gene Ontology annotation, molecular function: sequence-specific DNA binding; DNA-binding transcription factor activity, RNA polymerase II-specific. The record is from RefSeq and is a predicted model, not a curated record. Gene Ontology annotation, biological process: positive regulation of DNA-templated transcription. NCBI's taxonomy places the organism in Eukaryota, Viridiplantae, Streptophyta, Magnoliopsida, Poales, Poaceae.
ACAAACGAGACACACCGUUCUCUCUCUUCUUCUCUCAAAUACUCCCCAUGCUCCUCGCCGUCCUCGUUUGAAGAAGCCAAUGGCCAGCAAUGGCAUGGCGUCCUCCCCCUCCGCCUUCUUCCCUCAGAAUUUCCUCCUCCACAUGCAGCAAACACCGCCACACCAUGACCCCCAAGAGCACCACCAGCACCACCACCACCAUGAGCACCAGCUCCCUCCGCUCGGUCCUCCUCACCACAACCCCUUCCUCCCGUCCCCCCAAUGCCCCUCCCUGCAAGACUUCCGUGGAAUGGCGCCAAUGCUGGGGAAGCGGCCGGGGAUGUUCGACGGAGGCUGCGGCGACGAGGUGACGGGCGGUGGCGGCGGCGGGGGCGCGAACGAGGACGAGAUGUCGGACGACGGGUCGCAGCUGGGCGGGGAGAAGAAGCGGCGGCUGAACGUGGAGCAGGUGCGGACCCUGGAGAAGAACUUCGAGCUUGCGAACAAGCUUGAGCCGGAGCGCAAGAUCCAGCUUGCCCGCGCGCUGGGGCUGCAGCCCCGGCAGGUGGCGAUCUGGUUCCAGAACCGGCGCGCGAGGUGGAAGACAAAGCAGCUGGAGAAGGACUACGACGUGCUGAAGCGCCAGUUCGAUGCCGUCAAGGCCGAGAACGACGCGCUCCUCUCCCACAACAAGAAGCUCCAGGCCGAGAUAAUGGGACUGAAGGGCUGCAGGGAGGCGGUGUCAGCCGAGCUGAUCAACCUGAACAAGGAGACGGAGGCGUCCUGCAGCAACCGCAGCGAGAACAGCUCCGAGAUCAACCUCGACAUCUCGCGCACGCCGCCGUCCGACGGCCCCAUGGACGCGCCGCCGUCGCACCAGCAGCAGGCCGGCAAUGGUGGCGGUGGCAUGAUCCCCUUCUACCCCUCCGUCUCACGCGCUGGGGUCGACAUCGACCAGCUCCUGCACGCCUCCUCCGUCCCCAAGAUGGAGCACCACCCCGACACGGCCAGCUUCGGCAACCUGCUCUGCGGCGUCGACGAGCCGCCGCCCUUCUGGCCGUGGGCGGAUCACCAGCACUUCAACUGA